AUGGCACAGCCAUUGAUCCUGCCACCGGAGCCGCAGCUUCCCGGCGUGGCGGUCGCCGAGAAAGUCACAGUGGAACAUUUCGAGCACCAAAUAGAAAGUCCUUAUUCAGAAAAGAACGGACUUCUACUCGCCGACACAGAAGAGACGGUCGAUAACAAUCUUCUGUCAAAAGAUUCUAUGGGAAUGGUUGAUGAAGUCCUUGAGAACAACAACGAAUCUGCUAUCGAAAAUGUAGCAGCGGAUGUUCACAAGACAUCUCAAAAAGUUACAGAAAAUGGAGAAACCCCCAUGGCUAAGAAUCUUCCCAAGUACACGAUGGACGAAAUUGCAGGGCACAACACGAUCGCAGACUUAUGGGUUGUUAUUGAUAAUGAUGUUUAUGAUAUGACCGAGUUCCAGCACAAGCAUCCGGGCGGCUACAAAGUUAUGAGAGCAGUUGCAGGAAAGGAUGCCACCAAGAAGUUCGAUAAACAUCAUAGAAGGGCUGUUCUUGCGCCGAAAAAAGAGACCCUUCUGGUUGGAACGGUGAAUGAGAGCGGUCAGUUGGGUCAGUCAAAACAUAAGAAAGGUUUACUUCGGAGGUUUGGGUUUGGUUUCGGAUCAAAUUAG
Clonostachys rhizophaga is the source of this 609-nucleotide messenger RNA. The record is from the annotation of a GenBank genome assembly. Lineage: Eukaryota; Fungi; Ascomycota; Sordariomycetes; Hypocreales; Bionectriaceae.